UCAGAGUGGGAGUACGCUCACCGCCGUCGCUCCGUACCACAUUUACCACAAGAAGCUUCCCCCACCACCACGACCCUUCCCAUGGUGUUGCACGGACCAUAGCCGCCACCCGACACGCCCCCCGAGCCAGGACCAUAAUGCCAGCGACCACUACCCCGUGUUAGUGCUAGUAUGAACGACCACUGCUACUACUACUACUAUGACGACUGCUACGACUACGACCUGACUGCUACUGCGACGACUACUACCACCACACGCCUACCACCACCCCAGGCAGAGGUGGUGAUGAGCUUGUGACGACGAGUAACUGUGAUAAUCGUGGUGGUGGUGGUGGUAGUGGUGGUGGUAGAGGUGGUGGUGGUAGUGGUAGUGGUGGUGGUGGUGUGUGGUGGACUUCGUGUGUGGUGGUGUGGUAGUGGUGGUGGUGGUGGUAGUGGCGGUGGUGGUAGUGGUGGUGGUGAACUUACGAAGAUUUUGGUUGCCCUCGCUCACUCCUCCGCCCCCCCUUAUCAGAUGUGUUCUCUCCUUUCUCCGACUCCAGCUUCGUAAGGGGAGAGAAAACGGGAGAGAAAGAUACCGAGCGAGAUAAGGACGGAAAGAGAGAGAGAGAGAGAGAGAGAGAACUUCCACCUGCCUUAAUUAAUGAGUUACCUGUCACAAGAGCCGAGGCAUCCGGGACAAUUUAAUACUAGGAACCUUCGCACGAGUCUUUCCUCUCUAUUCCUCGCAUCCUCGCGUGCAAGAAACAUCCAGGAGUGCGGGAGACUGACGAGACGAGAAGGGAUGAUUGUUUUGGCUCCUCGCAGCUGAAGAAAGAAAAGAAAAAGACAAUAAAAAGAAGUGGAGAAGAAAUUGACGAGUCCGUGUGUGCGUGUGUGUGAACCCUUUUUUUAUAAGAUUCUGAAGGUGUUUAAUGCAUUCGGAAACUGUAUGAUGCAUUCUGAACCUCUAUAAGUGAUUCUGUGCCUGUUUGAUGCAUUUUGGACCGAUAUAUAUUGCAAUCUGAAGCCGUUUAUUACAUUCUGAAACUGUAUGAUGCAUUCUGAGCCUGUUUGAGUGAUUCUGUGCCUGUUUGAUGCAUUUUGAACCUAUAUAUUGCAAUCUGAAGCCGUUGAAUACAUUCUGAAACUGUUUGAUGCAUUCUGAAGCUGUUGAUAGAUCAUGAACCUGUUUGAUGCAUUCUGAACCUGUCUAAAGGAUUCUCAAGGUGUUUGAUUGAUUUUGAGACUGUUUGAUGCACCUGGAAUCUAUCUGAUGCAGUUUGUACCUGUUAAAUGCUUUCUGAACCUGUUUAACGGAUUCUGGACCCAUAUCAAGAGAUUCCAAACUAGCAAACUUUACCCGGACACUCAGUGAUGUGUUGAUUUUGUAGAUGCCAAUGAGAGGGGAAAAAAAUAUUGAAGAGAGGUUUCGAGCGUUGAAAGAAUACUGAACCUGGUUUAUGGAUUCUGAGCUUAUUCCAAAAGGGGUUCCAAGCCUGCAAAUUGUACCCGGGAGCUCAGGCAUGGAGUUAUGGAUUCUGCGGACCCCAAAACGACUCUAAUACUCCUCUAAAAAGACUCUAAAACGAUUCUAAUACGCUUCUAAAAGACUCUAAAACGAUUCUAAUACGCUUCUAAAAGACUCUAAAACGAUUCUAAUACGUCUCUGAAGACUCUAAAUCGGUUCUAAUACGCCUCUGAAGACUCUAAAUCGGUUCUAAUACGCCUCUAAAAGACUCUAAAACGAUUCAAAUACGCCUCUGAAGAUUCUAGAACGAUUCUAAUACUCCUCUAAAAAGACUCUAAAACGACUAAAAAGACUCUAAAUCGAUUCUAAUACCCCUCUAAAAGACUCUAAAUCGGUUCUUAUACACACGGUCAUCGGAAGAGUCUGUAGUCGAUAUUUUCAUACGCCUCGCCUCCCACACCAACCACUUCCAUAGGCCUAAAAGGAGAUUAAUCGGCUUCUCAUGAGUGUUUUUUUUCACGUUCAUGGUACAGAGGAAGGGUCACACUACCACCAGGGUCAUAACACUAAAACUACCCCUGGAGAUGCCCCCCACAACCCCUACGUAAGCCUUGCCAAAUGUGUGAUGCAUGGGCGCCCAAAAGGUUCAAGAAUGUGACUGUCGUGUGUGAUGGUGUCUGAUUCUCUGAUUCUGCUGAGGAGGUCGAGAGCGCUUUAAAGGGAUUAUGGUAAUGUUCUAAAAGGCUUAAGAACUGUUUUUAAGAUACUCUGAACUGCUGCCUCUGACGACUACUGGAAAAUAUUAAAGAAAGGAGUCUCGAAACGGCUUGUGAGAGGCUCCGGAUCUACUUAAGAGGAAGUUUGCAUCGUGUUAAGAGUGAAUCAGAGUCCAAUAUAUAAAGAUCAGAUCCGGUUAUGAAGGAAUUGGAAUAUACGUAAAGGACCCAAACCCGAUUAAAAGAUAUCAGAGGCUGCAUAUUGAGCUUACAAAGGAUUGACAUUGUUCAGUCUGUCGAUAAGCGGUUUCAGCAUCUAUAUCAAGGAUCAGAAGUUACAUUCAAGAAAAAAAGAAAGAGAAGAGAUCAGUCAAUGCAAAGAGGAAACGAAACUAUAAAGAGAGCAUUCAAGACUGUUUUUAAGAGAUUCCAACACCCUACACUAUAAAUAAAGGAAUCAGAAUCUAUAUAAAAGCCCCUUGGAGAGAGGACAACUUCCAUAGAGAGGAUCGAAGGCAGUUUGUAUAGGAUCCUGACCCCCUAGAGUAUAGAUGGAGGAUCAGAACUCAUAUAGAACAGGACCAGGAGCACAGUAGAGGUUCGGAAGCCAUUGAGUGGGAGGGGAACCUCAAUAAGAAGACAGAGAAUGAGGGCGAGGUGAGAGCUUGCUUUGUUGUGAUUUCUGGAGCCUGGAAAGCAUGUUGAGGAGAAAAAAAUGGUUCCCGCUGAGAGCCGUGAGGAAGGAAGAGGCGUAGAGGAGUGACGAAGAGAAGGAAGGAAGGCACUGAGGAGAGAUUUGUGAAGUAGAGAAGAAAGGAAGAAAGGAAGAAGGAAGAGGCUUAUAAAAGUGACAAGGGAAGGAAGGAAAGAGGGAAAGAAGGAAGGAAGAAGAGAAGGAAAGCAUUGGUGAGAGAAGAGAGGUUUAGAAGAGUGACAGAGAAGAAAGAAAGGAAAGAAAGAGAGGAAGAAGGAAGGAAAAAAGAAAGGAAAGAAGGAGGAAAAUAAGUAAGGUAAGGAGUGUUAGAAGAAAAGCGAGGCGAACGGAAGAAAAAGAGAAAGGAAGAAAGGCGAGAAAAGUUAAGAAAAGAGAAAAAAUAAAGGAAAAAGAAGGAAGGAAGUGUUAGAAGGAUAGAAAAGUGAGACGAACGGAGAAUAAAAGAAAGGUAGGAAAUAUAUAGAGAAAAAAGAGUGUAAGAAGACAAGAAAAGAAAACAGAUAAAGAGAGGAAGCAAACCUGUGGAAAAAAAGAAAAAAAAAGAAACGAGACUAAAAAAGUGAGAUAAAAACAAUAAUAAAAACACUGAAAAUAGGUAGCAAGCGAGCGAUAAAAGACUAAAUUACACGAAAAUAAAAACAGAAACGUCAGUCAGAAAAGAACCAUCGUAUUAACGAGCGAAAUAAAACCCUAAAAAGUGAUAAAAGACUCAAACAUAAGAAAAUAAAGAAAACCCAGCCCGUCAGCCAGAAGGGAACCCUCGCACACGUUCAAAAUGAUGAUGUCCCUGCCCGUGACGUCACUCGCCGGGGCUGCCGUGUCCUCGCCGCUGGCCAGCCACAGCCACGACCUCGCCUCGCCGCCAGCCAGCCACGGACACAGAUUUGACUUCGCGCCGCAGACCUCGCCCGGCACGUUCAUCAGGGUGAAGCAGGAGCCGGGGUCGCCAGGCUGCAGCAGUGAGCCCCCGACACCCGGCGCCCCCGCCCUCGACGACCCGGACCUCCACGCCGCCUCCUGCUCCCCAGCCUCCGUGCACGAACAGAGCUACCAGGCGGCGGACAGCACGCCCUCGCCCACCACGGCCAGCUCCGCCAGCAGGAACUUCGUGCCCUGCAAAGUGUGCGGUGACAAGGCGUCCGGCUACCACUACGGCGUGACCUCCUGCGAAGGCUGCAAGGGUUUCUUCAGACGCAGCAUCCAGAAGCAGAUCGAGUACCGGUGUCUGCGUGACGGCAAGUGCCUGGUGAUCCGCCUCAACAGGAACCGCUGCCAGUACUGCCGCUUCAAGAAGUGCCUCGCCGUGGGCAUGUCCAGAGACUCUGUGAGAUACGGUCGGGUCCCCAAGAGGUCGCGGGAGAGGGAGGGGGAGGGUCGGGGUGAGGGCGGGGAAGGGGUGUCGCGGGAGGUGGAGAACAGGCAGCUGGCCAUCUACGACAUCAUCCUGACCAUCUCCCAGGCACACCACGCCAACUGCUCCUUCACCGAGGAGAAGACCCGCGCCCUCGUCAGGAAACCCAUCCCCUUCAACACGUCGGAGGUGAGCAGCGACCCCGAGGCGGCGUCGUCCACGGUGGAGGCGCUGGAGCAGCAGAAGAUCAGCAUGUGGCAGAGCUUCGCGGUCUUCAUGACGCCCUCCAUACAGCGGGUCGUGGAGUUCGCCAAGAGGGUGCCAGGGUUCUCGGAGCUGUCCCAGGACGACCAGCUGAUCCUCAUCAAGGUGGGCUUCCUGGAGGUGUGGCUGACGCACGUGAGCCGCAUGGUCAGCGCCCUCGACAACACCCUCACCUUCAGCGACGGCUCCUACGUCACCAGGAGCCAGAUGGAGAUGAUGUUUGACCAAGACUUUGUGGCCACCGUCUUCAACUUUGCGCUGACCUUCAACAACCUCAACCUGAACGACACCGAGCUCGCCCUGUUCACCGCCGUGGUCCUGCUCACCGCCGACCGCCCGGGCAUCACCGACACCAGCGCCAUCGAGCAGCAGCAGGACAAGAUCAUCGAGGCGCUCAGAGUACAGGUCGGCAGGAACCACGCCAGCGAGACUCACCUCUUCCCCAACGUGGUGAUGCGUAUGCCAGAGCUCCGGCAGAUCGGCGCCCGCCACCACGAGCACCUCAACUGGUUCCGCUCCAACUGGUCGAGGCUCAAACUCCCGCCGCUCUUUGCCGAGAUCUUUGACAUUCCCAAGUGCGAGGAGGACCUUUUAUGAGGGGCUGGAGUAUAGGAUAUUAUUAUGUGAAGAUAGUGUCUGGAUGCCUCACUGCCUCACCACCACCGCCACCACCACCAGAGGAUGGAUAGAUGGGUAGAUAUAAGCCUCAUCCACCUGUCCACACACCACCACCACCAUCGCCACACACCACCACCAUGCAAGAAGAGGAAGAGAAGGAGAAGGAAGAGGAUGUGAAGUGUACUGUACAACUGCAAGGAGGAGGAGGAGGAGGAAGAAAAGCAAGAUUAAGAGGUGGAAGAGAAGAGGAGGAGGAAGAGCAAGAUUAAGAGGUGGAAGAGGAUAGGAGGAGGAGGAGGAGGAGGAAGACACUCAGCUUAUUCCUCUUUACAUUCCUUAUUCCUUCACUUACUCAGUCUGCAAAGAGAAGACAAAGAAGGAAGAGGAAGAGGAGGAGGAGGAAGAUAACUACCCACCUCCUAAAACUCACUCCCUCACUCAACCUCAUAACCUCACUUCAACCACAAUUAAGGAAAAAAGAAUAUUAAACCUCUCCUCACACUCCCUCAUGAACUCCAAAGGAACAACAGCGGCCUAGGGUGGUGGUGAGAAUGUGCCCGUGUGCGUGUGUGCGUGUGUGUGCAUCGGCCCUCGUCUAGAGUCUACAGUGGUGUGCGCGUGCUGUGCCCUCCCGAUGAUGACGAUGAUGGGGAAGGGAGGGGGUCAUCUCCUGCCUUAUAUACAUACACUACUGCCCCCCUUGACCCCCCCCCGCCCCGCCCCCGCCCCCCUGACCACCUCCAAGGCACUCCUAAGCCCCUUGCAGAAGACCCUGCUGAAGGAGGAGGAGAGAAACGUAUGGAAAAGGAGAAAUGACUGUUUGGCAAUGACCCUAGAGGAGGAGAAGGAAGAGGAGGAGGAGGAGGGUCACACUCCCUCUAAGAAUGUGAUUGUGAUGGAAUUGUUCUCUGACACCGAAGAAGAAGAAGAAGAAGAAGAAGAAGAAGAAGAGGAGGAGGAAGAGUACCAUUCACCACCACCACCAUUACCACCACCAUACCACAUCCUUCCCAUGGUACCAGAAGAAGAAGAAGAACAAGAAGAACAAGAGGAAGAGGAGGCGAGGGCUCAACAAAAUCAUGGAAGAGCCAAUAUAUCUACAGACAAGAGUACAAAAUAACAAGAACAGACGAAAAAGAAGAGGAGGAGGAGGAGGAGGAUAGGAAGAGAACAAGAGUACAAAACAAGAGAAGAAGAGGAAGAAUGAGGAAGAACAAAGAAAAGAAGAAAGAGAAUAAAGGAAGGAGAUAACAACAGCAGGAUAACAAUAACUGAAGAGGCCUAAGCUUCUCCCAACAGAGUGUACCAUCUCGAAACGAACCAAUGAUGCCGAGAGCUCUGGUGACAUCUCAAGCCUCCUGUCACACACUCUCCGUAGCUGUGGUGGUGCGUGUGGGAUGCGUGGUGGGCGGUGCGUGGUAGGGUGACACUGUGCCUAAGGGGUCAGAGCCUAUAAAACGCCUCGGUAGUGCCUGAGUGAUAAGGUAAAUAAGAGAUUGGGGUUGAUGUGUGUGUGUGUUGUGUUUUGUGUGUGUGUGUGUGUGAAGGCGUUUAGAUGGAUAGAGAUGGAGAUUAUGGAGGAAGAGUAUAGUGAUAGACAGAUAGAGAGAAGGAGAAUGAAAGAAUGAAGUGAAAGGAAGGAAGGAAGGAAGGAGAGGAGAAAAAGAUGGACAGAGAGACAGAGAGAGACCAAGAAGGAAAGGAAGAGAGGAAGAAAGAGAUUGAAAGAAAAGAAGAAACAAUAGACAGACAGAGCAAGAGAGGGAUCAGGAAAGAAAGAAUGACAGAAAAGAAAAAACACACAAAGAAAGAAAGUAGGAAAGAAUGAAAGGGUAGGAGAAUGAAAGCAGUGAGAAAAAGAAAGAAGAAAAAUGUACAAAGAGAGACAAGAAAAGAAUCGAAGGAAGAAAAUGAGAGAAAGAAAGAAGAGGUAGACGGACAAACCAAUUUAUCAAACGCCAGAAAACUCAAAUCUAUUCCGAAACUUAUGCAUGAAGAAAAUGAUGUGCGUGUUUGUUACCCUGAAUGCAACCCAACCCGACCCAACCCAACCCCAACCAUUACCACCUCCCUCCCAUCCUCCCUUGACUCUUAAAACCAUGAAAAAAAAAUUAUUAAGCCUCAUUAAAACACACUUAACACUCCUCCCUAACCCCCUACCCACUCCACCACCACCUCGAGUCUGCCCCAGUCCCCACAAAGCACAAAGUAUGCAAACCCAAAGCUGGAAGGUAUGCAUGAAGCCCCUCCAAGCCUGUUCUGUCCCUUCCCCCGUAUGUGUGUUGGUAGGGUGACAAAAGAAGGAUAUGUAUAAGGCUUGUUGAGGGCAGUGUCAGGGUAGAUGAAGUGCAUGAAGGGAAGGAAGGAUAAAAAGGAAGAAUGUGUGAAACUUGUGAUAUGUGAAUUAGCAAAGGAAAAAAGAAAAGAAGAAAAAAAAGAAAGCAAAUAAGGAAGGAACGGUGUGUGAAACUUACGUGAUCUAGCAAAGGAAGGAAGGAA
Messenger RNA from Eriocheir sinensis (Chinese mitten crab), 7612 nucleotides. RefSeq names its product ecdysone-induced protein 78C-like (gene Eip78C). Bases 3656 to 5092 code for a protein of 478 amino acids. Gene Ontology annotation, molecular function: sequence-specific DNA binding; nuclear receptor activity; zinc ion binding. The record is from RefSeq and is a predicted model, not a curated record. The transcript is spliced from 11 exons. Gene Ontology annotation, biological process: regulation of DNA-templated transcription. NCBI's taxonomy places the organism in Eukaryota, Metazoa, Arthropoda, Malacostraca, Decapoda, Varunidae.